AUGCCACGUAAGCUACGUAAGAAUAUACGUAAGAGGAAGGGAGCAUUGAAACAUCCAAUAGUAAAACUGACACCACAACAACAGUUGCAACAACAAAUGAUGAAUGACCCCACUAUGUUGCAACAAAUGUCAAGCAACCCUAUGCUUUUAAACCGAGUUAUUGGUGCACAGAGUGGAGGUUUAAGAGCGGCACUUUUAGCGAAAAUGGCAGGCUAUGGUGGAGCUGCAGACGGAACAGCUUAUAACCCUCAAAGUCAAAUGAAUUUGAGUUCACUCAAAAAUCAAAUAACAGAUGUCAAAAAGUCAAACAUAGACAUACAGAAACAAAUAAGUGAAAACGAAAAGAAACUAGAAUAUGACAGACACACAAAGAAACUCAAUGAGUUAAACGUAGAGAAAAAGAAGAAAGAAGAACAACUGAAAGAACUAAGUACAGAGGAAUAUGCGAAAAAAGUGUCAGAAAAAGCAGCAGAAGUAGCAAAAAUGGAACAAGAUGUUAUAAAUUUGAAAAACCAUACUACUCAAUAUAAAGUACUGAAAGAUGAAGAAAUAAAACAAAAAGCCCUGAAGACAUAUAUGGAUAGCGAUGAGUAUAAAAAAGA
This is a messenger RNA of Trichomonas vaginalis G3, 602 nucleotides long. Its product is annotated as protein of unknown function, DUF4106 family. Lineage: Eukaryota; Parabasalia; Trichomonadida; Trichomonadidae. The annotation marks the transcript as partial. The record is from RefSeq and is a predicted model, not a curated record. The transcript has a single exon.